CUUAUCAAAGUCAGCUUAUUGCACAGCUGCAACAAAAGGUUGAAACCCUUGAGAAUUUUAACCAACAGCUUAUGCAACUAUGGAGAGAAGAUAAUUUGUAUGCUAACCAGUGUGCUGCUCAAUUUGCUACCUUUACAGAGUCACAAAAUUUUUAG
This is a messenger RNA of Ambispora leptoticha, 155 nucleotides long. NCBI's taxonomy places the organism in Eukaryota, Fungi, Glomeromycota, Glomeromycetes, Archaeosporales, Ambisporaceae. The record is from the annotation of a GenBank genome assembly.